This is a messenger RNA of Pochonia chlamydosporia 170, 1257 nucleotides long. Its product is annotated as transcription factor Iwr1. NCBI's taxonomy places the organism in Eukaryota, Fungi, Ascomycota, Sordariomycetes, Hypocreales, Clavicipitaceae. The record is from RefSeq and is a predicted model, not a curated record. Gene Ontology annotation, cellular component: cytoplasm. Gene Ontology annotation, biological process: protein import into nucleus. The transcript has 3 exons. Bases 1 to 1257 code for a protein of 418 amino acids.
AUGUCCAUCCCGCCGCAGCUCAUCCGCGUGAAGCGCAAGCGGGUUGACGAAGCCCCCGUCCAAUUCCUCCAGUUUGAUGCCGACUCGAAACGUCACCGAAGUGGAAGCAAUUGGGCGUAUCAGCGCCGCGAAGCAGCCAGUCAACAACCCCAACGAGAGAGCAAAUCCACCCAACCUGUCAUCCAUGUCUCGGCACCAGACGACGUCCCGAGUUCAAACAAACGUCAACAUGAUACGCAAAUACCUACUAAGCAAACGCAGCCUAGCAGCGAGCCGUCAGGUCUUCUCGAGCCUCGACGGUUUCAUGUCUCAAAAUCCAUGCUGGCAAAAGGCAGAACCCAAGGUUCGGGCUCUGGAAUCUCCAAAAAGACGAGAUAUGGCCCUGCAGUGUUCGUAGAGUCCACGCGAAAGAAGAAGGUUCCGAAAACACGACGCAGUCUAGCGUCUGGACAGCUCCCGAUACAGCUUGAACAUGAUAUGCAGCCAACCGAACAGACUCCAGAAACUGGCGUAGAGCAGAAACAAUUGAAGCGGCCAGGGGUAGCUAAUAAAGCCCGCACUACGACUUCGCAGAAUGAGACGCCAGAUCGGCCACCUCUACCGGAAUCCCUCAUGAACCGUCAUAAUGAGGACAUGGAAAAAAUAGCAAAUGAUAUGAAUGCAUGGGUGCUCAAUGAGCUUGGCGCGAGCCUUGAACAAAUAGACAAGGACAAUAAGCCGCUGAGAUUCAAGCCAAAGAGCCCAGCCAAGAGGUUCCAUGAGCGACACCCAGAGCUUGCGCCCCCUCAAAGCUCAGCCACCUCUACCGACACCACAAUGAGUGACAUUAGCGAUGAGGAAGGCGAUGACAGCGAUUGGGUCAUUGAGGAAUACGUCCGUAUUCCAGCGAACUCUGUGGCAUUGGACGUAGCACCGGCAGAUGUUGGUAUUCUAGUUUUCGAGGACGAGGACGAAAGCCUGCUCUUCUUUGGAUCAGCAUGGGAUGAGGACGAUGAGCUUGGGGAAGACGAAGAAGAUGAGAACGCGGAAAACUAUUACACUGCAGACUAUCCCGAGGAUGAAGUAGACUCUGACGACGAAUAUGGUCGAGACGCCUACCUGUAUCGCCACGGCAAUAACUCAGACGAGGAAGAGUACGAUAACGAGUACUACGAAGAACAGGACGAAAUGGUCCUCGAGGGCGGUAUCGGCGAUGACGACGACGCCCGUAUGGCACGCAUCAAAGAAUUCAUGAAGCGCAACUCCGCAUUCCGAUAA